Molecule: messenger RNA, 834 nt
Organism: Sarcophilus harrisii (Tasmanian devil)
Lineage: Eukaryota; Metazoa; Chordata; Mammalia; Dasyuromorphia; Dasyuridae
Product: T-cell surface glycoprotein CD3 delta chain
Exons: 6
Coding region: 169-738 (189 amino acids)
Biological process (GO): positive thymic T cell selection; cell surface receptor signaling pathway
Cellular component (GO): membrane; alpha-beta T cell receptor complex; external side of plasma membrane
Molecular function (GO): transmembrane signaling receptor activity
Source: RefSeq, a predicted model, not a curated record
CUGUCCCUCCCUUCCCCCCAACCCUGAGCACUCUGGUGAUCUCUCAUCACUCACACUUAAGAGAAGUGAUUGUGAACUUGGAUUCUGCUCAGUAGCUCUCACCUUUUCCGGAAGGCCUGAGGAGUUUAGGAAGAGAGUGAGUGGGCCUUCAUCGAGGCAGAUGAUUCCAUGGUUCUCCAGAAGGUCCACAGGUGGAAUAUGAAGUGUGACUUGUGUCUGUGUGGCCUGAUCCUGACCAUCAUUCUUCUCCAGGGCUCUGUGAUCCAGGCUGAUGAAGAAGCUGAAUCCUUAUUCAUAUCAGUGACGGAAACAGAGGACAAGGUCUUUCUGACAUGUAAUGGCACAGCAUACUCAUGGAUGCACUUGGAGAAAUCAUCAGACGAUUACCCAAGUAAUAAAAGUGUGGAUUUGGGAAAAAGAAUCCAGGAUCCCAGAGGAACAUUUAAGUGUACUGGCAACAAUGGCAAGGAGUCACCUGUCCUUCAUAUUUAUUAUCGAAUGUGCCAGAACUGUGUGGAAGUGACCUCGGGCUCUCUGUUUGGUAUUCUGAUUGCUGACAUUAUUGCCACAGUUAUUCUGGCUAUUGGAGUCUAUUGCUUUGCAGGGCAUGAGGAGGGGUAUCUUCCAGCUUUUGACAAGCAGAUUCUGAUGCAGAAUGAUGCUCUUUACCAGCCUCUCAGAGAUCGAGAUGACAACUCGUAUAGUCAUAUUGGGGGGAAACAACUUAGAAACAAGUGAGCACUGGAAUUUAUGACCUGGAACAGCACCCUGGCCAGCCACAUGCUGACAAUUUUGGAAGUUAUUUAGCCAAUAAAUCCUCUACUAUUUCACUCA